This is a messenger RNA of Colossoma macropomum (tambaqui), 5992 nucleotides long. Its product is annotated as cytoskeleton-associated protein 5-A-like. Lineage: Eukaryota; Metazoa; Chordata; Actinopteri; Characiformes; Serrasalmidae. Gene Ontology annotation, biological process: microtubule polymerization; centrosome duplication; establishment or maintenance of microtubule cytoskeleton polarity. Gene Ontology annotation, cellular component: centrosome; spindle pole; kinetochore. The record is from RefSeq and is a predicted model, not a curated record. Gene Ontology annotation, molecular function: microtubule plus end polymerase activity; microtubule plus-end binding.
ACGCGGGCCGUUCAGCUGCACUGUGUUGUCGAGCAGAGCGGAGAGUGUUUAUCGCGGAUUUAGCUUUAUAAACUAAAAUUUUUAUGUUUUAGCGGCAUAUUGUUCGACUUUUCAGGUAAUCGUUUGAGCUGAACAUAGGCUGACCAUCAUGGGGGAUGACAGUGAAUGGAUGAAACUUCCCACUGACCAGAAAUGUGAACAUAAGGUUUGGAAAGCGAGAUUAAGCGGCUACACAGAGGCCCUGCAGCAGUUUCAGAGGAUCACGGAUGAGAAGAGUCCAGAGUGGGGGAAAUAUCAAGGACUGAUCAAGAAAUUUGUCACAGACUCAAAUGCAGUAGCACAGCUCAAGGGGCUGGAGGCGGCUCUGGCCUACAUCGAAAAUGCACAUGUGGCGCCUAGGACGGUUGGCGAGGUAGUGUCCGGAGUGGUGUGUAAAGUGUUUAACCAGCCGAAGGCUCGGGCUAAAGAGCUGGGCUCUGAUAUCUGCCUCAUGUACGUCGAGAUCGAGAAAGCUGAGGCUGUUCAGGAGGAGCUUCUCAAAGGUCUGGACAACAAGAACCCCAAAAUCGCCCUCGUCUGUGUGGAAGUCUUGCGCAGAGCAUUGAGUGAGUUUGGAUCGAAGAUUAUCUCACUGAAGCCUGUCGUCAAAGUGUUGUUGAAGCUGUUCGAGUCACGUGAAAAGGCCAUCAGAGACGAGGCCAAGCUGCUGGCUGUGGAAAUUUACAGGUGGAUCAGAGACGCUCUGCGCCCGCCGCUUCAGAACAUCAACUCUGUUUUGUUGAAAGAGCUGGAGGAGGAGUGGGCAAAACUGCCGUCCUCGGCACCAAGACAGACCCGCUUCCUUCGCUCACAGCAGGACCUCCGGGCGAAGUUUGAGCAACAGCAGCUGAACGGAGGAGAGGGCAGUGACGAAGGAGAUGGUGAGGAUUCUGAGGAAGCAGCUCCUGCUGUUGAUGCGUAUGAGCUCCUGGAGGCAGUGGAGAUUCUUUCAAAAUUGCCAAAGGACUUCUACGAAAAGAUUGAGGCAAAGAAGUGGCAGGAGAGGAAGGAGGCUCUAGAAGCUCUGGAGGCUCUGACCAAAAACCCGAAGCUGGAGAGCGGAGAAUAUGGAGAUGUGGUCAAAGCUCUCAACAAGGUCAUCGGUAAAGACACUAACGUCAUGUUGGUGACCAUCGCUGCCAAAUGUGUGGCUGGACUUGCCACUGGCCUCAGGAAGAAGUUUGGCAUUUAUGCUGGUCAUUUGGUGCCGACUAUUUUGGAAAAGUUUAAGGAGAAGAAAGCUCAAGUGGUGCAGGCACUGCAAGAAGCGAUAGACGCUGUGUUUCUCUCUACUACCUUACAAAAUGUAAGUGAAGACGUUUUAGCUGUGAUGGACAACAAGAACCCGUCGAUCAAGCAGCAGGCCUCACUGUUCCUGUCCAGAAGCUUCUGCCAUUGCACCCCCACCACUCUGCCUAAGAGUCUCCUCAAGCCAUUCUGUGUUGCACUGCUGAAGCAAGUGAAUGACUCUGCUCCGGAGGUCCGAGAUGCAGCCUUUGAAGCUUUGGGCACGGCUAUGAAAGUGGUGGGCGAGAGAGCGGUUAACCCUUUCCUGGCUGAUGUAGAUAAACUGAAAGUUGACAAGAUUAAGGAGUGCUCAGAGAAAGUGGAACUGGCUGGAGGAAAGAAACCUGCAGGGACAGGGAAGGAGAAAGCUCCAUCUAAACCUGAGCCACCAGCGGAGGCACCAGCUAAACCCUCUGGACCUGCCAAAAAGACGCCCGCAGCUGCUGCCGCCAAGCCUUCAGCCCCCACUAAGAAGGGAAAACCUGCUGCAUCCAAAGGAGCUGCUCCUGCCAAAGCCAAGAAAACGGAGAGCAAAGAGUUGAACGAGGCGGAGCUCUCGCCUGAGGUGUGUGAGGAGAAAGCGGCUGCGGUCCUCCCAGCUUCUUGUAUGCAGAUGUUGGACAGCGCUAACUGGAAGGAAAGGCUGGCUGCGAUGGAGGAGUUCCAUAAGGCCGUAGAGCAGAUGGACAGCAAAGAGAUGCCCUGCCAGGCUCUCGUCCGCAUGCUGGCCAAAAAACCUGGAUGGAAGGAAACUAACUUCCAGGUGAUGCAGCUGAAACUUCAGGUGGUCUCUGCAGUGGCCCAAAGGGGCUUGUUCUCCAGGACUUCUGCGCUCGCCGUGCUGGAGGCCGUGGUGGAGAAGAUUGGAGAUGUGAAGUGUGGAGUAAGGGCUAAGGAGGCUCUGACCGGUAUUGCAGAGGCCUGCAGCCUCCCAUGGACUGCGGAACAGGUUGUAUCUUUAGCUUUUGGCCAGAAGAACCCAAAGAGCCAGGCAGAAGCACUCAACUGGCUUUCUAAUGCUAUAAAGGAGUUUGGCUUUGCGGGAAUAAAUGUGAAGGCUUUUAUUAAUAAUGUGAAGACGGCCCUGGCGGCCACCAAUCCUGCUGUGAGAACUGCUGCCAUUUCCCUGCUGGCUGUAAUGUACCUGUACAUGGGCGCUCCCCUCCGCAUGUUCUUUGAAGAUGAGAAAGCUGCCCUGCUUUCCCAAAUAGAUGCAGAGUUUGAAAAGAUGAAGGGACAGACUCCACCUGCUCCAAUCAGAGGCUGCUCUAAAACGAGUGGAGGAGAGGAGGCAGAUGAGCAGGAGGAAGAAGCUGAGGCUGGAGAUGAUGUGGUGGAUCUUCUGCCUAGGACUGACAUAAGUGACAAAAUCACAUCUGAGAUGGUGUCGAAAAUCGGCGAUAAGAACUGGAAGUUGAGAAAGGAAGGGCUGGAUGAAGUAGCUGCUGUUCUUUCAGAGGCAAAGUUCAUCAAACCCAGCAUAGGAGAGCUGCCUGUGGCUCUAAAGGCUCGACUUACCGACUCCAAUAAAAUACUGGUCCAGCAGACUCUGUCCAUCCUGCAGCAGAUGGCUACAGCAAUGGGACCAGCUAUAAAACAGCACGUCAAAAGCCUGGGCUUUCCCAUUCUCACUGUACUGGCAGACAGCAAGAACACGGUGCGUGCGGCGGGUUUGGUGACGCUGAAUGCGUGGGUGGAGCAGACUGGAAUGAAGGAGUGGUUGGAGGGGGAGGAGUUAUCAGAGGAGCUGAAGAAGGAGAACCCAUUCCUCAGACAAGAGCUUUUGGGUUGGCUGGCAGUAAAGUUGCCGACUCUGCGCUCCGUUCCCUCCGACCUCCUGCUGUGCCUUCCACACCUGUACUCCUGCCUGGAGGACCGUAACGCUGACGUGCGGAAAAAGGCCCAGGAUGCUCUGCCCAUGUUCAUGAUGCACCUGGGCUACGAUAAGAUGAACAAAGCUGCUGCCAAAUUGAAGCCAGCGUCUAAAGAUCAGGUGGUUGGUUUGUUGGAGAAAGCUCGAGCCUCCGUACCUGCAAAGCCUGCGGCUCCAGCUAAAGCAGCAGCUGCAACCAACAACAGCGUCAAACCUGCAACAGCUGCUACAGCUCCUCCAGUUCCUGCUAAAGCUGCACCGGUGACUGAACAGGUACCAGCAGAAGCCAAGAAGACCAAACCAGCAUCUGCACCCAAAGCCAAGGUUGCAGUGAAGAAGCCCUCCGGAAAAGCUGAGGAGGAUCGAUCUGGCCCCAUCUUCAUGCUGGUGCCCAACAGCAAAGAGCAGCGUGUCAAAGAGGAGAAGAGUCUAAAGGUGCUGAAGUGGAACUUUAUUACCCCUCGGGAGGAGUUUGUUGAUCAGCUGAAGACUCAGAUGGCUCCUUGUGUGGCUAAAUGGCUGAUGGAGGAUCUUUUCCACUCUGACUUCCAGAGACACAUCAAAGCCAUCGGCACCCUGAUGGAGCACUUGGAGGCUGAAGCUGAGGCCACAGUGAGCUGUCUGGACCUGAUCCUGAAGUGGUUUACUCUGCGCUUCUUUGACACCAACACCAGUGUUCUGAUGAAGGCUCUGGAGUACCUGAAGCUCCUCUUCGUCGCCCUCAGUAACCAGGAUUAUCACCUCACUGAGCACGAGGCCACUUCCUUCAUCCCCUACCUGAUCCUGAAGGUGGGUGAGCCGAAGGAUGUUGUGCGUAAAGAUGUGCGCAGCAUCAUCAGCCUGUUGCGGAGGGUUUAUCCCGCCAGCAGAGUUUUCCCGUUCCUCAUGGACGGCACUAAGUCCAAAAACUCUAAACAGAGAGCCGAGUGUCUGGAGGAGCUUGGCUGUCUCGUGGGUUUGUGUGGAAUGUCUGUUUUCCAGCAGACGGCAACAAAGGCUUUGAGAGAGAUCGCUGUUCAUAUCGGCGACCGCGACACAGCUGUACGCAACGCCGCUCUAAACACGGUGGUGGCGGCUUAUAACGUCUGUGGAGAGCAGGUUUACAAGCUCAUUGGCCAGCUGUCUGAUAAAGAUAUGAGCAUGCUGGAGGAGAGGAUUAAGCGCUCUGCGAAGAAACCCUCUACUACGGCUGCACCUACCAGCAAACCUCCAGAGGAGAAGGUAGCUGCGUCUGCCAACGCCAGCGUUCUGAGGAAACCUAGUUCAGACCAAGCUCCGCUCAAACUGAGUGAGAUCCGUAGUCAGAAUGCAGUGGAGCAACAGCAGCAGCAGCAGAGCUCAGCCGUGCCCCGCGAGUUCCAGCUGGACCCGAAUUUCAUAGUGGAUCUGCCUGAGACAAUCAUGCCUGACCUGCUGGUUGUGGAGGCGGCUGACCCCUCGCCUCUCGACGUGCCGGAGUUCAAGUUCAGGUUACCUUCAAUCUCCAGCAGCAGCAGCCACGACGAAUCAGUUUCCAACAUCAAUCUGAUCAUCUCUCAAGUUGCCAGCUCAGAUGCCAAAACCAGUAUUCAGGGCUUAACAAAGAUAGUGGAGAUUUUGCAUCAGGAGAGCCAGUGGAAGCUGAUGUCAGGUCAUGUGGAUGAGUUUAUCGUUGCUACACUCAUGCAGCUCCGCCUGCUGGCCAGCAGGCGCAUGGUAGACGAGAGACUGGACAGACAGCAGCAAGUGGAGAAACUCUACAGCUCGGUCAUUGAAUCCCUCAACUCGCUGGUCUUAGCAGGUAAGCUGGCUCAGGAGACCUCUCCAGGUGUGCUGAAGGAUCUGGUGCAUGCACUCCUGACCCUGAUUUUGGACCCUCAGCACCAGCAGAGCUCAGGGCAGUCUCAGCUCAUCCGCUCUGUUCACAUUGUGCUUUCGGCUCUGUUCAAGACUGCAGACCCCACUAACACACUCAGUGCCUUGCUGAUGCUCCUACAAGAGGCCUAUAGCUCAACUGCCUGCUCACCGGAGUUCUCUGAAAUGGUCAUGAAGUGCCACUGGCGUAUGAUCAAGCUUCUUCCAGAGAAGGUCGAGGCACUCUAUCUGGACCGAAUUCUUCUAGACAUCCACAACUUCAUGAAGCUCUUCCCUAAAGAGAUGCUCAAACAGAAGCCGAAUGAUAUGGCCCACCGCACAGUUAGAACUCUGCUGCAUACCCUCUACAGGCUUGUAGGGUCGAAGAUUAUGGAUCAUUUGAGCCUGAUUGAAAACCGCAGUGAGUCUGAGGUUGAGGCUCAUCUGAAGCGCGCUAUGAAGCACUCCAUCCCACCACCUUCCCAAAUGUCAAAGGACUCUGAGAACAUCAGCAUAGGGAAGGCCCAGCCCCCCACAGAGUCUGUCCAGAGCUCAGUGAAGCCUGCAGCCAGUUCCAGCAGUGAGAGCGUGAAUCCUGCACACUAUCAGGAGAGGCUGAGGGCCCUGAGGCAGCUCUAUGGCCUCGGCAACAACUCUAAGUCUGUAAACGUGGAGAAGUCCACCCUCCCUGCUGCGGACUCUAAGCCUGCCGUCUCCUCCAUGGACAUGCUGCAGUCUCAGCUCGCUAAACUCCGUGAGUCUCGGGAACAGCAGGACACUCAAAACGUCUGUCCUCGCAGUCCAGCCCGCAUUGCCGGUCCUGCUCCUGACCUCAAUGACUUCAAAGCCAGACUAGAAAAGAUUAAGGCAAACCUGCGCUGAUCUUCGCCGGUUUACAAACUUCCUGCUUUUUCUGCACCUUCGUUUGCCACUUCGAACACUCUGCCUACAGCGAUUUCU